AUGCCACGCAAGAACGCUACCCUCUCUAAACGCCGCUCUAAGCCGAGCCUCAAAGUUGCUACGGGCCAAAACGGUCAUACAAACGGCAGCAUGAAUAAUAUUGAAAUGCGCAAGCGUGAUACUCCUUCCUCCGAAUCCUCCGCAGAACGAACCGCUCGCCUAAUGUCUUACGAGAACUUCUCUCUCGACGAUGAACCCCAAGUCGUCCCGCAAACCCCCGUCCAGACGACGACUAGCUUCCACAACCUACCCGCCAGCGAUCGCCGCAAUUUCCUCCUAUUAUGCGUCUUAUAUUUCUUACAAGGUGUACCAAUGGGCUUGGCCACAGGCUCGGUACCCUUUCUAUUAAAACCGUAUCUGUCAUAUGGCCAGAUCGGUAUCUUCUCCCUCGCCUCGUACCCAUACUCUCUGAAGCUGUUUUGGAGUCCUAUUGUUGAUGCCGUGUGGAGCACACGGUUUGGUCGCCGUAAAAGCUGGAUUACUCCAGUUCAAGUCAUUGCGGGUCUGGCUAUGAUUUACCUCGGUGGACAUAUUGAGGAUAUGAUGGCCCAGGCUGGCGCCAAUGGUGGUGCGGGUGUCUGGAAGUUCACAUAUUGGUGGUUCAUGCUGGUUCUCUUCUGCGCCACGCAAGACAUUGCGGUCGAUGGUUGGGCAAUUAGCCUCAUGUCACCUCCUAACAUAUCCUAUGCCUCUACGGCCCAGACUGUUGGCUUAACAGCUGGUCACUUCUUAUCCUACACCGUGUUCCUGGCUUUCAACUCCAAGGACUUUGCGAACCGUUGGUUCCGCGCUGUCCCCGCCGAAGGUGGUCUCUUGUCUCUUGGUACCUAUUUGAGUUUCUGGGGCUGGACAUACCUCAUUGUUACCGUGUGUUUAGCUUUCCUGAAGAAAGAAGAACGCACCAAGGAGCGUGAUAGCAUCCUUGAUGUCUACAAGAGCAUGUGGAGCGUCUUGAAGCUCAAGAACAUUCAAACUAUCAUCCUCAUUCAUUUAAUUGCCAAGAUUGGCUUCCAGGCCAACGACGGCGUCACCAGCUUAAAACUUUUGGACAAGGGCUUUGGCCAAGAUAACAUGGCAUUGGUCGUUUUGAUCGAUUUCCCCUUCGAGAUCAUGCUAGGCUACUAUGCCGGCAAAUGGUCCACUGAAUAUGGAGCCAUGCGACUUUGGGGCUGGGCUUUCGUUGGUCGCUUGGCCGCCGCAGCCUUUGCCCAAUUUACAGUCAUGAUUUAUCCUAGCGGAUCAGAGGUUCCCUUCUGGUAUCUAAUGACAAUCAUCCUCGAGCAUGUCGUGUCAACUUUCAUGAACACAGUCAUGUUCGUUGCCAUUUCUGCUUUCCACGCACGUAUUGCAGACCCAGCCAUUGGCGGAACAUACAUGACCCUCCUUGCAACCGUCUGCAAUUUGGGCGGAACAUUCCCUCGCAUCUUUGUGCUCAAAUUAGUGGACUUCUUUACGAAAGCUACUUGCCUUCCACCCACUACUGCCCCGCCCUCCGAUACACUGAAAGGUGAUCUGAUUACAGCCGCAUUUUCCUGUGCCCUCGAGCCAGAGAAGAACCGAUGUGUCAAUGGUGGUGGCACUUGUGUUGUUGAACGUGAUGGAUACUACCUCACCAACAUUAUCUGUGUACUCAUCGGCACUGUCACAUUUGUGUGGUUUAUUAGACCUGCUGCUACGAAGCUUCAGAGUUUACCACUGCGUGCUUGGCGAUUGACUUCAGGUGCAGGUUCGCGCGAGUGA
Molecule: messenger RNA, 1740 nt
Organism: Penicillium angulare
Lineage: Eukaryota; Fungi; Ascomycota; Eurotiomycetes; Eurotiales; Aspergillaceae
Product: SD08430p
Exons: 2
Coding region: 1-1740 (579 amino acids)
Cellular component (GO): membrane
Molecular function (GO): acetyl-CoA transmembrane transporter activity
Source: RefSeq, a predicted model, not a curated record